Melampsora larici-populina 98AG31 is the source of this 1933-nucleotide messenger RNA. RefSeq lists its product as uncharacterized. The coding region runs from base 131 to 1285 and encodes 384 amino acids. Lineage: Eukaryota; Fungi; Basidiomycota; Pucciniomycetes; Pucciniales; Melampsoraceae. The record is from RefSeq and is a predicted model, not a curated record. The transcript is spliced from 13 exons.
CACAAGUUCCUCUGAACCGGAUGGAAAACGUCAACUCUCCUCAAUAGCGAGCAAACACGUAGUAGGCGUAUCUGAUAUUCAAAGUCAGACACUACAUCGACCUGAACAAUCAAUCCAAGAAGCUUAAAACAUGGUAUCAUCCGCAGAAUUACGCAUGAUUGACUAUUUGACCAAUCUACCAUCGGACGCAAACCCUUACCUGAAAGCAGCCAAAUAUCUUCAUGACCAACUUCAGGUGUUUCGGACUCCUGUGUGGGCAAGGUGUAUCAACGGAAUCAUUGGGAUUUUGUUUCUCAUUCUUUUAAUUCAAUCCUGCAAACUUAUCGUUAAUCGUGUCAAGACCAAAACAUUCUAUCUUUUUAAGCUGAAUACACUCGGGUUGAUCAAAUUCGAUGGGGCAAAUCAUGGUUGUGUGGCCUAUAGUUUUUGCAGUAUGGCCAUGCUCAUUGAUAUCAUCUGUACAGAAAUGUCGUUGCUCGGCUGGAUAUCCCGAAGGGUCGUUAUCUUUAUAUUUGCUACGAGGUCUGUUUUAGUAGGUGUAUGCGCCUGGGCUUUUCUGUGGCUCUGCAUUUGUCAUUACGCCGCGGUGAAGUUUGAUCCUCUCAAAUCUCAACGACCAGGAAAGGAAAAACUCAUCUCACCUGUCAUAAUCUGGUCAAUGAACCUGGCUUUCUUGGCAGUGAUGUUUGGUCCAUUCAUUCCGAUGUACUGGGCAAGCUUCAGUAUUGAUUCUGAAUUUGUUUACAUUACAAAACAUCUUUCGCCGAUCCUACAAAACCUAUCGGAGGCAGGAUCAACGUACUCUCCUACGACAUAUAAUAAGUUGAAUCUGUUCAAAAUCUUGAUCCCCGCGAAGGAUCUGAUUCCUCAUGUUUUGCGAAUCGAAUACUGCCUUCGAGCUGCACUUAUCGUUUACCUCGUGGAUGCAGUGAUAAUCUCUUUGACAUAUCCGAUUAUUCUCUUUUUGGUCUUUCGACAUUUAAGGCAAUAUAAUGAAAUGAGCGAAAAAGUCAGGUCACAGAACAAAUCAACAGCAGAGAGAGGCUUUGUAACAUGUAUAUCAGCUCUAAGUUAUGUGGCUCUGAAUGCUUUGUUGUUGAGCUUUCGAGGCGGUGGUUUCCUUCAAAAUACUGCUUGGUGGCUUAUUUUUCAAACUGGAUUGUCUAUUCCAGUUUUGUUGGCGUGUUUUGUUACUAUUCAAAAUAUAUCUUCUAGUAUCGAGUUGAAAAAGCAGCAUCAAAUCAAGAGUACGAUUAUAACACUCACUAUAAGCGAACUCAAAUGAAAUCCCAAGGUCAUUUUCUUUUUGGUAAUCAUCGAAUUCGUCUUUUCUCUUCGUCCAUUCCAGGUCAUAAUUCUUUUAAAAUUUGUUCAUGUUACGUCAACUAUCUUUUAUGACACUGACGGACUUGUCAAUAGCCUUUAUAUUAAUUAGAUCAGGGAUAACCCAUGAAUGCAUCUAUCAUCAUAUAAUCUAUCACAUCACCAAUACAGCAGUGACGCUCAUUACUACCAUGUUAUUCUUGACUAUUUUUUCUGACUCCCAAACAUGACCAAAUGACCAUGUAGCAGUAAUGGCACAUCCCUAAGCUAUGUGGCAGCUGGCACCGAAGACCAAUGUCUUGACUGAGGAAUCUCUCAACCCUCGAGGGCUUCUUGGCCUGAUAAUACGUAUUGUUUUGACCCAGGAAAUACCUCGUUCACAUAGGUGGUUCUCAUACUCAUACACAGAAAGACAGCUGUUAUUGUGGGCCUUGUUACACUGGUUCACCUGCCUCUGGACAUUUGGCUAGUAAGUAGAUCUAAAGUGAUGAGAUCCUAUACUUUGUAUCCUAUCAAGUUUUCAUUGGUCCUCAAGAUCAAAUUCAUAGGUGUGUAGCACACUUCUUAGCAACUAAACCUGUCCACAUGAAUUGUACCCUAAUCAAAACAU